Molecule: messenger RNA, 4377 nt
Organism: Moesziomyces antarcticus
Lineage: Eukaryota; Fungi; Basidiomycota; Ustilaginomycetes; Ustilaginales; Ustilaginaceae
Product: acyltransferase
Exons: 2
Coding region: 1-4377 (1458 amino acids)
Biological process (GO): proteolysis
Cellular component (GO): fungal-type vacuole
Molecular function (GO): zinc ion binding; aminopeptidase activity; acyltransferase activity
Source: RefSeq, a predicted model, not a curated record
AUGACGCGCAAUACAAACGCGCAAACGGGCUCUCGGUCUCUUCCGCCCUCUGAGACCAGACUUCCUUCGGCGAGCCACGAGACCUCGGCGUUGAAAAAGCAGCUGGGCGACUUGGGCUCGUCGCGGCGUCAGGACCGACAUCUUGCCGACAGGGCCGGCAUCCUCACCGACGAGGAGCACAAGCUCGGCGAUCUCAACGUCGUUGCUGCGUACAAGGCACACUUUCGCGAGUCGCCCUUCGAAUUCUUGCAGCAAUUCGUUGCAUACGGUCAGGGGACCGGCUGGCGUGGCUAUUCAAACUACAUCGGCGCACCCAUCCUCUACAAUGGAUGCUCCGAGGAGAGCAUCCGCGCCGUGCUCAACAGCGAACAGGUGCAAGAUCGCAUUCGCAAGCUCGCAUCGAGUCGCGUCGAUCGCCUCCUGCCAGACCAGUCACCCGCAUCUCCCACUGGUCCCAAUAAAACGCAGAAGAAUCUCGCCAUCUUCAAGGAGCGAAAGCGCCGCCAGAUCGAACAGCAGUUGCGCGAAGAGGCGCUCGCCAUCCUCCAGGUCAGCGUGGCGCGCAUCGACUCGCUCUCUUUCCUCAAGUUCUUCGCUGCCACCGUCAACAACAUUCUCGCCAGAAUGUACCACCAAGGCAUCCACAUCAGCGUUCCGCAGGUGCUCGAACUCCGCCGGGUCGCCGCGUAUGCCGCAGAACGCAAGCAGAGCAUCCUCUUCCUUCCUUGCCACAAGUCGCACAUCGACUACCUCACCGUUUCAUGGCUCAUGUUCCGUCUCGGCAUCGCCCUUCCGCACAUCAUCGCUGGCGAGAAUCUCGACCUGCCCGUGCUCGGUGACGUCCUUCGCAAGGGAGGCGCCUUCUUCAUUCGUCGCACCUUUUCCGGCGACCAGCUGUAUCCUGCUGUCAUCAAAGAGUACGUCGAAACGCUUCUCGCCAGCGGCAAGAAUCUCGAGUGCUUCAUCGAGGGGACCCGCUCCCGAACGGGCAAGCUGCUGCCUCCCAAGCUCGGCAUUCUCAAGUACGUCGUCGAGGGUCUGCUCAACGGACGAACCGACGAUGUGUGGAUCUGUCCCGUCAGCCUCCAAUACGACUCGGUCAUCGAGUCCGAGACAUACGUAUCGGAGCUGCUUGGCAAGCCAAAGGAGGCCGAGUCUCUUCUCGGUCUGCUCUCGGGCAGCUCGUCGCUGCUGCAACUCAAGAUGGGCCGCAUCGACAUCCGCUUCGAUACACCCUGGUCCCUGCAAGGCUUCAUCAAGGAGCAGAAGGAUCGCCGAGCCGCGCCUGGCUACAAGGACGAAAAGGUGGAGCUGGACCCGGCCAACAACGAGAGGCACAAGAUGCUUUUACUCAAGGCGCUCGGCUACCGCGUUCUCGCCGACAUUAACAAGGUCUCGGUGAUCAUGCCGGCUGCUCUGAUCGGCACGGUCGUGCUCAUCCUGCGAGGACGCGGCGUGUCGCGAAGUGAGCUCAUCCGCAGGGUCGAGUGGCUCCGAGCAGCCAUCGUCAAGAAGGGCUUCACCGUGGCCGACUUUGGUGCGAUGAACACGGGCGAGGUGGUGGACCGCGCGCUCAGCACCGUCAUGAAGGGUCUGAUCGCCGAGGAGAGGGAUGUGAUGGAGCCGACGUUUGUGCCGGUCAAGCGCUUCGAGCUCAGCUUCUACCGCAAUCAGGUCAUUCACAUCUUUGUGUCCGAGUCGCUCGCAGCUGCGGCGCUCUACACGAAGGUCAAGCAGGGCGGCACCGCACCGAUGCAGAGGAUGACGCGACAGGACAUGCUGAACGAGUGUCUCUUCAUCUCCUCGGUGCUGCGCAACGAGUUUGUGUUCGGGGUUGACUCGCUCGAGAUCAACGUCGACCGCACCGUCGAUGGCAUGGUCGCCGACGGAAUUCUGGACAAGCACCCGGACAUCAAGCGCGACGAGGGCGGCUCGAUCGAGCUCAGCCUCAAGGAGCGCGAGAAUGGCCGAGAGAACUUUGACUCCUUCCUCUUCCUCAUUUGGCCGUUCAUUGAAGGAUACUGGCUGGCGGCCGUGUCGCUGCUCUCGCUGAUCCCGCAGGGCGCCGAGGAGAAAGGCUACCCGGAGAGCAAGCUGCCCUGGUUUGCAGCCAAGGAUUUCGAAAAGCACACGCAGCUACUCGGCAAGACGCUCUACGCGCAAGGCGAGCUGUCGUACCUCGAGUCCAUCAAUGCGGCCACACUAUCGCAGGCUUUCACUAGGAUGGAGGAGAUGGGUAUGAUUCUGCGCAAGAAAUCGUCGCAUCAGAAGCCCGUGCCGAUCAUGUCUCUGCACCCAAGCUUCUGGCCCUCGCAGACGUCCAAGCUGACCGACUACAUCGACCACCUCUCCCAGUUCCGACGCGAGGGCAAGGACCGACGAGAGCAGAAUGUCGGCGCCAAGGUGCGCAAGUACACGUCUCUGUACAUGCCCUCGGUCGUGGAAGAGUCGGCCAUCAAGCAGCGACAGGCGCAGAUUUUUGGCUCGGCAUCCAAACCGGCGCUCGGACGCUGCUGUUCCGAAGUUGGAAGCGCUGCUGUCUUUGGUUGGAUGCUUUGGCCACCUUUGGCCCCCUCUGCCCCAAGUCGGAUUCUGAUUUGCUCGUCCGCCACAUCUUCUCCGCACGACAUCCUCACCCAACGCAGCUUAUCCGGCGGCAUCCCCUGGCCCCUCUUCUUGCUUCCCUCCCGGCUCACACACGCGUAUUCUCCGCCCCUCGUCACUCACUGCUUCUGGACUAUCGAGGCAGGUUCUGCUCGAUCCGUCCUUUCCAUCAUCAAGCUGUCGGCGCACGCAUUCAUCAAGCUCGUCACCGCCGCCUCUGUUCGGUUCGGACAGACCAACACUGCUUCCCGCUCGGUAGCCACCAUGGCCUCUUCAUCUACCUCCGCCCCGGCCGCUUCGGCUGACAAGGCCGCCAAGGACGACGACAUCGCCGCCGCUCGCCGCUUCCUCGAGUACGUUGACGCCAGCCCCACUCCCUUCCACGCUGUCGCCACCACCUCGGCCCUCCUCGACGCCGCCGGCUUCGUCCGAGUCAAGGAGAACGAGCUGUGGGACAACAAGGUCAAGCAGGGCGGCAAGUACUACUUCACCCGCAACCAGUCCGCCAUCGUUGCAUUCGCCGUCGGUGCAAAGUACCAGCCUGGCAACGGAGUCCACGUCGUUGGCGCCCACACCGACUCUCCCAACUUCCAGAUCAAGCCCGUCUCCCGAAAGGCCAAGGAAGGCUACCUUCAGUGCGGCGUAGAGACCUACGGCGGCGGCAUCUGGGCCUCGUGGUUCGACCGCGACCUCGGCGUCGCCGGCAGGGUUAUCGUUUCGGACUCCAAGAACCACGACGCCUUCACCGGCAAGCUCGUCCACAUCAAGCGCCCCAUCCUCCGCAUCCCCACCCUCGCCAUACACCUCAACCGCACCGUCAACGAGGCCUUCAAGUUCAACGUCGAGGACAACACCGUCCCCAUCCUCGGCCUCGCCACCGAGCAGCUCAACAAGCGCGCCGACGAGGCCGCCGAGGCUGCCAAGGUCACCCCGCAGGCAGUCGGCUCGCCCGUCAUGGCCGAAAAGCACCACUCGAUCCUGCUCGACCUCCUCGCAUCCGAACUCGGCAUCUCGGUCGAGCAGAUCCAGGACUUUGAGCUCAGCCUCUACGACACCCAGCCAGCCUCGAUCGGCGGCAUCAACAACGAAUUCAUUCACUCGCCCCGCCUCGACAACCAGAUGUCGUGCUUCUGUGCCACCGAAGCGCUCAUCGAGUCGCUUUCCUCCGCCGCGUCGCUCAACGCAUCCUCCUCCAUCCGCGCCAUCGCUCUCUUCGACAACGAGGAGGUCGGCUCCGUCUCCACCCACGGCGCCGAAUCCAACAUGCUCCCCAGUCUCAUUCAGCGCCUCGUCGCCCUGCCCAUCGCGUCUUCCGCCUCCUCGGCUCCCGCAGCCUCGAAUCUGUACGAGCAGGCCAUCGCACGAUCCUUCCUUCUCUCCUCGGACAUGGCGCACGGCUUCCACCCCAACUACCCCUCCUUCUACGAGGAGAACCACCGCCCCAAGAUCAACGGCGGACCCGUCAUUAAGACCAACGUCAAGCAGCGAUAUGCCACCACCGGUCCCACCGCUUUCCUCAUCCGACGCAUCGCCCAGCGCGCACAGGUGCCUCUGCAGUCGUUUGUCGUCAAGAACGACAUGCCCUGCGGCUCCACCAUCGGUCCCAUGCUCAGCAAGCUCGGCAUCCGCACCCUCGACCUCGGCAACCCACAGCUCUCGAUGCACUCGAUCCGCGAGACGUGCGGCACCAAAGACGUUGCCUACAAGAUCGAGCUCUUCAAGCACUUUUUCGACUCGUUCGAACAGGUUGAUGCUCAGCUCACCAUCGACUGA